AUGCGAGCAUCAAGAACUGGCGCUCGAAUGAUUCCCAUAAAACGCAAAGGAUUAGAUGAAAACCCGUCAAACGAGUCUUCAGAUCUGGGCAGUCACUCUCUGAUGCGUAUUGUUUCAUUGAGUUGCUGUCCCCGUGCACCACGAUUCCUGCCUCACGCGCAGCAGAAUGGUCGAUUAAAGUAA
Molecule: messenger RNA, 183 nt
Organism: Penicillium brevicompactum
Lineage: Eukaryota; Fungi; Ascomycota; Eurotiomycetes; Eurotiales; Aspergillaceae
Exons: 2
Coding region: 1-183 (60 amino acids)
Source: RefSeq, a predicted model, not a curated record